Molecule: messenger RNA, 983 nt
Organism: Didymodactylos carnosus
Lineage: Eukaryota; Metazoa; Rotifera; Eurotatoria; Philodinida; Philodinidae
Source: the annotation of a GenBank genome assembly
AAUCAGCAUCGUCGACUACCUAUAGUCCAUUCGGUUUCGUUGAAAAAGCGAUUUAUCAGUUGGGGUACUUCCCUCGUAAGAUAUUUAGUUUUGGAGCCUUCGUCACUCUAAAAGCUACGCAGGUUUCUAAAUGCUUCUCUUGAUUAUCAGUCGUCUUCGAGUCACUCUGUGAGUUGUAGUACUUCCAGGAUGCACACAAUGCGUACGGUUGAUACUUUAGUGCUUAAAUUUGGGAAAAACGAAUAUUAUUUGAAAGAAGUAGAAUUUGUGCACGACAACAUAUGUAUAUAAACGCAUCGUUUUUAAAGUUUUUAAGCUUUUUUCUACUUACAAUUGGGUGGAAGUAUAUAGUGGAUAAGAUAUCCACCAAUUAAAGGAUCGAAAAGAGCUAAUAAAUCUAAAGAUUAAUUAAGCUAUCCAUAAUUAGCCUAAUCAGCAUAGCGGUUAUACUCAACUCAGAAUCACAACACGUCGCGUCGUGAUUGAGCAAAUGUAUUUACAUGGACCACGAUUCCUUCCGAACACGAAGAAACGCGUCAUAUGAUUGUUUAUCGGUGAUACAAGGUUUCUAAAAAAAACACGGUCACUCGUAAUGUCUAGGUUCUCGUGGUUUUAAACAACCACGAUCCACCAAACUUUUAUAAGUGAAAAAAUACUCAUCAGUGGUCAAUCCUAUGUUCAAAUAAGAAUUCUUUUAGGUUCAUACCAAUGAUCCAACGGCACAUGCCGAAAUUGUAGCUAUUCGUUCAGCUUGUUCCGAGUUGAAAACGUAUCACCUUGAUGGUUGUGUGAUUUACUGUAGUUGUGAACCUAGUCCAAUGUGUUUGGGGUAUGUGGAGUGUGGUUUCGAUGACCGUUUUAUUUAUGAAGAAUUGGCACGGGAAUUACACGAACGAAAAGUGCGCGUGACGCAAUUAUUAAAGACCGAAGGGAAAAAACCAUUUACAAUGUGGGUAUCAUCAGCAAUAAAAACUCAUUACUAG